AAAUCAGAAGUAACAACUAUAUCUUAUACUGAAGAACAGCAAGAAAUUGAAAACAGUCUAUUAUAUAAAGAACUUAACAAACCAAAAAAGAAUAAAGACCUCGAAGACUUUGACAAAUAUUUAAUUGUUUUGGGAGCAAUAACACUCGCAGAACAAAAACCAGAAGACUUUGAACAUAGAUACUAG
Molecule: messenger RNA, 186 nt
Organism: Dentiscutata erythropus
Lineage: Eukaryota; Fungi; Glomeromycota; Glomeromycetes; Diversisporales; Gigasporaceae
Source: the annotation of a GenBank genome assembly